ACAUAAAUUUGUGCACAUAUCAGCACAUUUAUACACUUUGCGUUAUACAUACGUAAACGGACAGGCAGGACAUUGCUAGAUUUGUAGAAUACAGUAUAGAGGUGUGUCCAGGCAUUCCUGCCUGUCUGUGUACAUGGAAAAUGUAUACUAUGUGUUCUACGUGUGCUUAAAUUCACAAGGGGCGGCAUCAGUGUUUUCUAGUGUACAUACAUCACUGCGCGAGAUAUCUCCACGCUGUACGUUACAUAAUACAACGCAGGCCGUUAGUAUGGACCGCGGAAUAAGAGUAUCGACGUUUUGAUUCACGGCUAUCGCUAAUCCACAAUGAGAAACCUGAUCCUCGAGACGGACACGUGGAGCGACGCCGACAGCGAGGACGGUCCCUCCACGCGCUGCCCUCGUGCUCGCAGCACCAGCGUGGACCUGCGACGAUCGUUAAGAGACAAAAUUAGGAAAAACGAGAUCUUUUGUAGCUUCGAGAUCGUUUCCACGAGGAAACCCGGCGCGUUCUACCGCAGGCUUCUCGCAGACAUGGAGGAGUAUUCGCCGCUCUUCUACGCGCUAACUUGGCACAACGAGGCGGCCUCCAGCAACGAUAGCUACCUGCCGUUGGACCUGGCGGAGAAUUUUCCGCCAAAUACCCUCCUACAUCUGGCGGCUAAGGGUCUGAAGCGCGACGAGGUCGUUCGCAUUUUGAGAAAGAUCCUCGCCCUUGGAAUAGUUAAUAUAUUUGCAUUGCGAGGAGAUUCGUCCGCCAAGAACGGCGACUUCGAGCACGCGGCGGAUCUGGUGGCCUUCAUCAGGCAGCAGUUCGGCGACACUUUCUGCGUGUGCGUCGCCGGUUAUCCGCAGACGCAUCCGGAGUCGCCCACCAAGGAGCUCGACCUGCGUCACCUGAAGGCAAAAGUGGAGGCGGGCGCGGAUUUCAUCAUAACGCAGAUAUGCUUCGAAUCUCAAGUCCUGAUAGACUUCGUGAGGGACUGCCGGCAGAUCGGAAUUCGAGUCCCGAUCCUACCAGGGAUCCUCGCGCCCGCGAGUCACGCGUGUCUGGAGAGGAUGGCGAGCACGUGCGGGCUCGAUGUGCCGGUCGUAAUUAGAAACGAUUUGGCGCGGAUGAAGGACGACGAUCGGGCGGCGAGGAGAUAUUCGGUCGACCUGGUCGCGCGGAUCGUUGCGGACGCGAUUCGCAGCGGAGCCACGUGUGGUUUUCACCUGUUCACGCUAAAUAGAUUAUCGUUGGUGGCGGAAGUGUGCGAGCGCGUAGAAUUGGUCAGAAGCGGGAAACUCGGGACGGAAAUCCACUGUGCUCCGGAUUCACGUUCCAGAGGAUACCACAGGUCUAGUUCGGGGAAAAAGGAGUCGGCGCAGGCUGACGUUUCGCCCGAAACAAAAUAAGUUAAUGUACGCUUAUUUUAAUUACUGUUAAUCAGUUUAAUCAAUCGUUACUGUCAUUCCCUUAACGCAAAUAAAAGUCGGAGCGUAAGGCAAGUGUAAGUAGAGGCUGACAGAAAAGUAAAUAAAACUCCUUGGAAGCGUAAAUUAAAACAGCGGAACGUAAAAGAGAUGUUAAGUUCUUAAAAUGUUUCUUUUACAUUCCGCUGUUUUAAUUUACGCUUCCUAGAAGUUUCAUUUAAACUUCCGUCAUUCUUUAUUAGCAUUUUGCUUACGCUCCGAUCUUCAUUUUCGUCAGGGUCAAUCACGUGGACGCCCUAGCAGCACAGUGCAUCAACCAAACAUUUGUUAAACCUAAGCCUAACAUUUAGUUGUAUUGGGCCAAUGUUUAGCCAGUGCAUUGUGCUACUAGGGCGCUUCAGUCUCGGUUUAACUUACUUUUUAUCUCUUUCUAAGAAUGAUACCCGUUUCUAUCAAUGCUGAUUAACUUUAGUCUCGGUUUACAUUACUUGUCUUCUUCUUACUGUUUUCCAAUUCGUAAAACUAGAAAAAGAAUACGUGCGGGGAGCGCGCUUUUAGCGCUGAAAGCGUCUUCCAUCUUCGUUUGACUUAAAGGUCCGUGUUGUAAAUCCCCUAAAGGCGCUUUUAUUGAUAAAAGAGGAUACAAGUGACGAAGAUAGACCGAUGCUUUCAGCGCUAACACCCUAGUAGCAUAAUAUAUUGGCGCAAUAUUGGGAAAUGGCGGCGAGUGUGGCGCGGAGAAAUGUGCGCUGCUCAGUAAACAAUUGAACGAAAAGAUCCGAGUUCGAAUCCACAGAGGAAGAAGUAGAAUAUUGGGAAAUAAUGUAAAUCUAGUAUUCCCAAUAUUGGUCCAAUAAGAUGAACGCCUUCUC
This is a messenger RNA of Vollenhovia emeryi, 2285 nucleotides long. RefSeq names its product methylenetetrahydrofolate reductase. Gene Ontology annotation, cellular component: cytosol. Bases 325 to 1395 code for a protein of 356 amino acids. The transcript has 5 exons. NCBI's taxonomy places the organism in Eukaryota, Metazoa, Arthropoda, Insecta, Hymenoptera, Formicidae. Gene Ontology annotation, biological process: tetrahydrofolate interconversion. Gene Ontology annotation, molecular function: FAD binding; methylenetetrahydrofolate reductase [NAD(P)H] activity. The record is from RefSeq and is a predicted model, not a curated record.